This is a messenger RNA of Camellia sinensis, 427 nucleotides long. Lineage: Eukaryota; Viridiplantae; Streptophyta; Magnoliopsida; Ericales; Theaceae. The record is from RefSeq and is a predicted model, not a curated record.
CUCCAUUCAUUAACAAACAGAAAGUCCCAGAAACAGGUACCAGUGAGAAAACAGUCCCUCUACUCACAAACAGAAAGUCCUAGAAAUCUCGUCAGAAGCUCUUGCGCGUUGUUCUCAAACCUCAGAGAGAGAGAGAGAGAGAGAGAGGGAUCAUUCUGCAAUGGCGACGUUCGAUCAAGCACCUCCAGGCGAUCCGAAAUCUGGAGACAAGAUCUUCAGGACCAAGUGCGCUCAGUGCCACACCGUCGAGAAAGGAGCUGGCCACAAACAAGGACCAAAUUUGCAUGGCCUUUUUGGAAGGCAGUCUGGCACAGCUCCUGGGUACUCAUAUUCUAAUGCCAACAAAAAUAUGGCUGUUAUCUGGUCAGAGAAUACAUUAUAUGACUACUUGCUUAACCCAAAGAAGGUAUGAAACUUUACUUGGUUC